AUGCUGCAGAGUUUCUCUCAGUCGCAAGACUGGUUCUAUUCGGAGCCUCUCUUAUUUGAUGAUGAAUUCUGCCAGAGCUUGAUGAAGGACCUACAGUCGCUCCCCACGCCACCCCAGUCCCCUCCGCUGAAGGCUGGACUCAAUGCCAAACCACUUUCCAAGGAGGACCAGUUAAGCUACGUCUCUGACAUACUCCUGGAGGAUCAAGACCCGCAACUAAAUUGGAAUUUUGACAUGUUGUAUGAUGGCAGUGCAUCCACGACAAAGGACCAACAGCCAGAGGAGUCCGACGACUGUUUGUGGCAUUGCCUCAGUGAUAAAUCUAUGGAGGAGAAGCUAUCAUCUGUGCUCUCCAGCAGCCCGCUGCUCUCGGACAUAGACACAAGAAUUUUUGAGGAAAUUGCCGGCUCCACACUGGACUGCCACACCGCGGCGCUCGCGUGCCAAGCUUUGGAGAAUGAGGAUUUACUAUUGGACAGCCAGGACCGUCAGGAGCAAGGCAGCGAGUCGACCUCCGACUACGGCUCAGCAGGAGGCGAAUUCUCAACGUAUGGGAGCAGUGCUAGCGAUACUGGUGAGUUGGUCCUCCUUGGCUAAGCAGGGCUUGUAAACGAAAAGGUUACAAUAGCAUGUGUGAGUGAUUUUUAUUUAGUUAUUUGCUUUAAUGUUAAGAGGAACUGUUAGAAAGUGACUUUAGGCCAUUUGACUUAGGUAGUGACACAUCAUGCAGUUUACCUCCUCAUGCAUGCUUUUUAAACGCCUUAAUUUCUUAAGGGAAUUUACAUUAGGACCAAGUUUUUCUUGCACAGUUCAAUACUAUUUCUCAAGAGCUUCUGCAAAAAUGAACAACACAAGUUAGGCUAUUUGUUAUGCAAGCUUGCAAUACAAAAUCAUAAACAACAUAGAAGAAAAGUUGGCAACAUUGCCCAGAAAGUCGCAGUUAAAAAUGUGUUAGUCUAAAGCCAAGGCAUCUGAAAUGCAGUUGUUCAAAUGUUAUCGGAAUUGACUGCUAACCCAAUCUCUUGUGGAUUCCCUCUCCACAGAGGAGGAGAUAGACGUAGUGACAGUGAAGAGGACCGCCAGUCCCUCCUCCCAGUCGGCAGAGGAGAGCCGGCGGCAACGGCGCGCCAUCAAGCGACAACACCUGGAGAUCCAGCUGCAGCACAACUACGCUGCCCCCUGCCCUGCAUCGCCCCUCCGCCCAGAGCUCUCGUCCGCCUCCUCGGGCUCCCACCACAAGCGGUCCCGGGCCUCCGACUCACACCGACACCACCACCACGGCUCGUCGGGCCGCUCGUCCCGCCACCACCCCAGCAGUCACUACCAGUCCAGCUCCUCUAGGCAGUCACCGGACGUGGAGGACGAAGAGGAGAGGAGGCACACCCACAACGUGAUGGAGAGGCAGCGGCGCAACGAGCUGAAGAACUGCUUUCUGCGGCUCAGGGACAACGUGCCCGAGCUGUCCAAUAACGACAAGGCCUCCAAGGUGGUCAUCCUGAAGAAGGCACGCGACAGCAUCCGCAGCCUGGAGCUGGAGGGCCAGAGACUGAACGCCAAGCGAGACAAGCUCCGAGACGGGCAGGAGCAGCUCAAAGCUAAACUGGAGCAGCUCAGGAGGUAA
Molecule: messenger RNA, 1621 nt
Organism: Coregonus sp. 'balchen'
Lineage: Eukaryota; Metazoa; Chordata; Actinopteri; Salmoniformes; Salmonidae
Source: the annotation of a GenBank genome assembly